GGAUGACACGAACAGCUGCUGUGCGGUCUCCAUACCAUGCUUUCAGUCUCUCCUCCCAUUGCUCCCUGACCCUGUAGCUCAGCCUCCAGUCUUUGGGAGUGGUUACAAGGGUACUGCCUGCUACACAGACAUAGGAGCCCCUUCCCCUCCCUCCUGUGGUCCCUUAUGAGAUCGAUAACUGCGGGUCCUGGGGAUCAAUUCAGAGCUGACACAUUGAUUGUGCCCUGGGAGAGGUGACAGUCCCUGGAUCUGGCUGUAGAAGUGUAGAAUGGUGGUGGGAUGCUGCAGUCUCUAGCACCGUCGUAGAACGUAGAACCCUGACUCACCCUGGGACAGAGGGAGGCUCUGCGCUGCACCCAGAUAGCUGGAUACAAUGUAUACUUUCGUUGUGAGAGAUGAGAACAGCACAGUGUAUGCUGAAGUAGCUAAAAUCCUCCUGGAAUCAGGACAAUGGAGGAGACUGAAAAGGGACAAUCCUCGGUUUAACCUGAUGCUGGGAGAGAGGAACAGGCUGCCUUUUGGGAGGCUGGGUAAGACUUCCUUGGCUCAUUAAUAAAACAAAAGAUAUAGCAAUUCUUUUGUGUUUGCAAUCAUGUGAUUCAUUUGUAUUCACUGGGAACUGAAUGGACAGUGAUGUGCUAAACUGCUUGGCUUCAAUAGCUUUUUAACCCUUCCCUCUCGGUGCUUGCAUUGAAGAAGUCUUUGGCAAGCAUGCCAGUCACAGUGCCAUCUGAAAGUUGGCUAGAAAAAGCUGUGAUUGGGUGUAGCCCUCUGCAGUAAAAGGUAGCAUGCUGGUUACUGCAACAUCAUUUGUGCUCUGCAGAGGUACAGAUUACUUCUUUAAAAAAUAAUGAUAAAUAUAUAUUCCCUUACAUAAGCCCUGUAUUCACCAUUAUUAAUAAUAAUAAUAUAGCUCCAAAAUAUUCCACAGUGUUGCAAUUAACUCCCAAGAGGUAUCUGGUUACACUUUCAAAGUGCUUUUCAGUCAUUUUAAUGUAUUAUACUGAGUAUUUAUCCCUGUCACAUUACCUGAUUUAUUGCAGAAUUCUUGCCAGACAUACACGAUGCGAAAAAGACAAAUGGCAACAGACGAUUUUAUUCUUAACUAUAACUGCAUAAUUUAUUUUAUAACAAUCCCCCAUAUGCAAAUACAAGUAAUGUUAGUAUUUUCUAAUGGGUUUGUCAUGAACCACACACAAAGAAUGUUUUGCCAUUUUAAUGUGUAUCGCAAAAUAGCCUUUGGCAGUCAUUUUCAUAAAAUGUGGGUUUAUUUAAAAGGAAACAAGAAUCAAUUGCCCCCUAUUUUGCAAUGCAUUAUACAGGCAAUACAUAAUAGAGAAGCAACAGAAUGAAAUUAGAAUGAAGAAGACACCUUUAAAGAUUCCGAAACUUAAAAAAAAAAAAAAAGAGACUGUCUUCUGCUUCAGUCAUAACUCUUCCAUAACAGGAAGUAGCUUCAACAGUCAGGGCUCUCUCAUUCUUAUCUAUGGGGCCUGAUCUAGUUCUUUAAACUCCUGUCCAGAGUUUAUUAAAAUAAAUGUUAUCUCCCAUGUGCAGUUCCACUCAUCAUAUAGAGUUAUUGGAAUGGCUGAAUAAACCAAUAGUAGCCAUUCCAAUUUUGUGUACCGGGCUUUAAGCAGCUUGUGUGUGUGCUCCAUGGAGGAGGAGAGAGACUUCCUAUUUGUGCAUGUGGAGUGUGCAUGCUGUACAAACAAGUUGGACAAAAUUGACACAGCAAGGGAGGAAGUGAAAACUGCUGUAUCAAAACCCAGGCCCGGAAUUGCUACAGUAUGGUCACUCUCAGAAGAGAGAGGGGUGGCAGGUUACUAUACCAUACCCUUUGCAAUGAUACUUAUAGUAGCCCUUUAAAACUUGGUUACUGUGCUAAAAACUGGCGAGUAUCUUUGGACACAUCAGUAAUAAUAGGCUCAUAGUGAUUUACCAUUAAAUAAUAAACAAUAUGUCCGCUCUGAAUUAAUAGUAAUGCUCACAUAAGAAUCAGUGCUUGUUAAUGUUGGCACCCAUGAUUUUUGUAAAUCCCAUUUCCCGUGAUGAACAUUGUCUUGACAUUACAGAGUUUCAGAUAAGUGACAGUUCAUCGUACCAUCACCACAAUAAAUACUUUUAUAGAAUUUGUCUGGAGCAGCAGAGAUAAAAACACUUUUCGUGUUUCAGGGGCUUUAUUGCCCCAUGAUGUCUUGGGUGGACACAUGCGCACUCUGAAUUUUAACUGAGAAAUUUUAAUUCUCUCUGUUUGUGGUGUACAAAUAUUUACAUACUUUGCCCGACCUCCUUCAGCAAAGUAUAUAACUUGAAAUAUAAUUCAUUUUAUAUAUAUAUAUAUAUAUAUAUAUGUGUGUGUGUGUGUUUUUAAAGUUAGAUAUUUGGUAGUGCUAAAAGUGAAAAAGUGACAGAUCUUUAAUUUUUCCAUGUAUAAAGUUGAAAUAAACAUGCAGACACUCCCAGGAUAAGGGAAUCCUGUAGGGAUCAAGAUGAUAUUGCCUUUCAGGGUGAGACUGAUAUACAAGAUAAUAUAAGGUAUCUCCAAUGAUGAUAGCACUGUUAUUAUCUACCUUGACAUGUAUACUAUCGUACAAAUGAUGUAAGACUGUGGUUCGAUUGUGUAAUUUGUUGCAUUAUAUUGUAAACAUGCCUUAUGGUUCAUGGACAUAACGGCACAUACAUUGUCUAUUUUAUACUGCAUGUUUGUACGAACUAUAUAGAGCUGUAUUCUCAAUUGUUUAGUUUUGUAUAUGUAGCAUGCACAGGGUUCCUGGCAUUUUAGAGUGAUAGAUGGGCACUCAAUUUGUUUAGAUGGUGAGGUACUAUACAGUCGAGUGAUGGAUAUAUGGUGGUGAGUGGUGGGUAAAAAAUAACGCUCUGUGCUGUAGGCUUGGUCAUAUAGUGCCAUCUGACAUGCAUUGUAACUGGGGUGGCACUAAUAUUGGGCACCCUGUCGUCGUACUUUUCAAGGUUUGUACUCAUUGUUUCAUGUUAGAAAUUAAUUUUCCUUAUGCUUUACAAAACCAAAAAUUGACUAAAUUGGCACUCAUUGCCUGAGCGAUUAAAGGGUUUCUCCAAGUAAUAUGGCCACUUUAUUUGUUUUAAAAAAAAAAGCCUUUAUGUGCACCAUUUCAGUAUGAAACAUACAUACCAUGAUAUAACAGUUUGCUACCAGAAUUGUAUCUCCAGCUCUGGCAACCUUUAUUACCAGCGUGGCACAAAGGAAUCAGCGCCAAGGUACUCCUGGCAUCAUAGCCUCUACACCGGAUUAUAGUGGUUAUGAUGCUUGAAGUAACCCUUUCAGAUGAGGAGGGUCAGAAAUCAUGGAGUAAAAGCAGCCCCCCUCCUAACCCCUCCCCACCUUUUUAUGCUUUCUUGUGUGCCAGUUUAACCCCUUAAGGACCAAAAUUCUGGAAUAAAAGGGAAUCAUAACAUGUCACACAUGUCAUGUGUCCUUAAGGGGUUAAAUUGGUUGCUCUUUAUCCUAUAAUAGAUCCUUUAGGUUUAUUUAUAAAAGUGUCCCUAACAUAAGAGUGGUGUAAAGUUCCAAGUGGAAUGGUCUCCAUGAGUUCUUAUGGAAUCUGCGGGAACAUUCUGUUGGUUUCCAUGGUGAUUACUUCUUUUUCAAAACUUUGCACGACUUUCUAAUUUUGCAACACUUUGACAUAUUUCUUAUUUUGCUUCACCUGCCAGCCUAUAUAAAAGUUAUGUAAAAAUAUACCAACUAAUUCCUUACUGUUUGCACAUUCUGUUCUUGUUCGUACAGGUCAUGAGCCUGGGCUUGUUCAAUUAGUGAAUUAUUACCGUGGUGCCGAUAAGCUUUGCCGUAAAGCUUCUUUGGUAAAGUAAGUGAAAAUCACUUGUUUUGUUCUUUUUUUUUUUGUUUGUUUGUUUUUUUUUUUUUAAUAUCAUAGUGCUUAAAAAUCUCCGCAGGCUUGGCAUCAUUCCUGACAUCUAAAAUUAAACGUUUCAAGUAGAUCUAAAUAUUUUAUACUCGCAAGCACCUGCAUAAUUCCCUGUCAGACUUUCCUUUGAUCUGAAUGUGUGACGGCCUAAAUAAGCAUAGUUCUAUACCUAUAAGAUUAUUGAAUAUAUAUAUUUUUUUAUUUUUUAUUUUGUUAGGCUUCCUGAACUAGACAUGAUAAUUACAUGCCCUGACCAAGAGUAAAUAAUACGUAGUUACUUACUGAAUUAGGUACAGCAGUCUCUAUUUUGACAAAACAGUGGAUUUACACAGCUUAUUCACCUAAACCAACAGAAAUCUUAAUUCCAGUAACUGUACAAUGCCUUUCAGAGGUAUCUUACCUCACAAAUUGAGCUAUACAAGUGCAUUUUUAGAUUUAGCAAUCUGGAGUGAUAUAUCUGUCAUUUACAUAUCUAUUCCAGUCUAGAGCCAUGAUUAUUAAAGGGACACUAUAGGCAAUGUAUCUACUUCAUCUCAUUGAAGUGGUUAUAGUGUCUCGAGUCCCCGGCGCUGUCCUUCCAUUCAGCAUUAAACUGAUUUUAAUGUUUCAGUGCUAAACAGAGUCCAGAGCAGCCCAUCCCGUCUGUGCUAACUUGGCUAACGAGGACGCAUUAGCCAGAACUGCAAUUUGCCAAAUACAGAGAGAGUCCAGGCACAGAGAUUGCAUCAUACUGCAGAAUUUUUAUUGGAAUGAGCACAAUAUAACAACGUUAAGACCAAUAUAGACUGCCUUUCUCACAUCUCUCUCAGCAUUUGGAAGUAUUCUUGGGGAUUUGCCUGAGCCUGAAAAAUCAGUAUAUUACUUGGAUUAAUUACCUCAUAGAAUGUGUGCAAUCCCUGCUGGAAACAUAUUUGAACAGCAGUGGGCGACUAUGAUUGGCUCCAAGUGUCAGUUGACCUCUUUCAGUCUAUCACAGGGCCAUUGCAAGUAUGGAUUGGUAUGGCUACAAGGAAGUGUGUAAUCUCUGCCUUAGCUAUACCUCAAGUGGAGGCUGAGUGCCUCUUGGAGGCCAGGAAUUCUUAUUCAGUGAUAAACUUCUCAAAAAUUGUGUAACACUGAAUGGAAGGGCAGUGCCAAAGAACUCCAGGCACUGUAACCUGUUCAGUGAGAUGAAAUGGUUAUAGUGCCUACAGUGUCACUUUGACUAAAAUAUGAAUUCUUUAGAAUUCAGAGUAAAUUUCAUAUUGCCUAAUAAAUAAACCUUCUCCAAGUCGACUCUAUUUUCAGCUUGAUUAUUUAGAUUUCACCUUAAAGGGCUCUUUGGGAAGAGCAUGAAAUUAUAUCUAUACAUUGUGCUAUGCCCAUGAUUUUACUGAUAAGAGAGCGCAGAAAAGAUCUCCCACAGUUGGAUCUUCUGCUCUCCCAGUCAUGUGCAUGGUAGUUCUGGAAAAUCCCUAGCCGACGCUGCUUGCGCUGACUAGGGAGUAUAGGAAUGGAGUUACUGAUAUCACGAAGAUGCUGGCAACAAAACAAAAAAAAAGCAAAUAAAAGAAGACCAGAGGAGGAGGGGAGGACCAAAUGGAGAUGGAUGUUGCAUGAAGAGGAACACCCACAAAGCUCUGAAGAAGACAUAGCUGGGACCAAGGUGAGGUGAGUAUAUCUCAAUAUUUUACAUUGAAUACAUCAUGUAUCUUUACGAUGUAUGAUGUAUUCAAUUUAUUUUGGGGUGAUUUAGGGUAAGUUCUUUUUUUCAUAACUGGUUUGCUUUAAUUUCCUGACAGUUCAUGAAUAACCCUGUGUGUAGGGCAGUGAAAAAAGUAUUCGUCCAUUUUCUGAUUUUCUGCAUUGCUGAUCAUUUUUGGAAUAGAAUAUUAUCAGUUCUACAACCAAAACUAUAGAUUGGGUAUUAUUAUUAUUUUAAUGUGUGUUAAAAAUAUUUGUGACGAAUGGCGUUCAACAAGCGCACAUGCAGUCAGACACAGGGACACAGGACACGUGUACCUGGUGCAGAGCCACAUGUGUAGAGACCAUUGAUUUAAUUUCUAAUUACUGAGAUUCCCCUCUGCACAAUUACAUAACAAAUCUUUAUGAUGUGUACAUAACACGUAAAGGAGCACUCUAGACACUAACGAGGUGUCUGCAGUCUGUAUUUUUUUUACCUUUUAUAAAAGUAGAUCUGCAGCUUUUACAAGUUUUUUUUAUUUCAUAUACCUCCCAAAAAAUGCUGAAACAAAUGCUUUCUUUUGGGAUAUAUCUACUUAAUAGUUAAAAAAAAAAUUAACUGUAGUGUCCCUUUAACAUUUCAACUUAAACUGCAGUAGAUUUCUCAUUUAAGGGAAGUAUCACCUCUAUUUUGGGACAUAUGCCUCAUUUAUACAGAACACAUUUACACCCCUACCCACCGGUUUAUUAAACAGAUUUUAUUUUUCAUUCAGAAUGUUUACAUGCCUGCAACAGAAGGAAUAUAAUAUCAAUAUAAUUGAUUUUUUUCUCUCUCACUGUCCGAUACAGAUUAAUAAAAACCAGUCCAGAACUUUCAGAAUCUUGCACUUGGUUCCCAGAAUCCUAUGUGAUUUAUCCUGUCAAAGAAAAAACACAAGUUGCAAGAGCAAGCAAUGGACUUCAUGAUCUCAUCAACAGCACACGAACAGAUGAGCGAGAAGAGUUUUUGACAUCUUUCAAUGAAAAGAAAGAUAAUGGAGAGGGAAACGUGUGGAUCGCUAAAUCCUCCUCGGGCGCCAAAGGUAAGACCUGGUUAUGUUCAUUAUUUGUAACACUAAGCACGAUCCAUUUUGUUAUAAAAAGAGACACUUAAUUAAGAUGGUUUAUUCUCAUUUUGUAACUUUUUUUACAGUGCAGUUAACUGCAGACCCAGGAUGGUGGGUUUUGUUUUGUGCUUAGUAAUUUACAUUUCCCAAGACAAAAUUUAGAUUAUAUUUCAAAUUUGGUGCAACUUCAAAACAAGUGACCUAACUAAAAAGAUGAAGAAGUCCCCGAAUGAGCAUGCCGAAUUACAAGCAAAUAUUUGCGUCUUACCUGCUUAACCCCUUAAGGACACAUGACAUGUGUGACGUCAUAAUUCCCUUUUAUUCCAGAAGUUUGAAUCUUAAGGGGUUAAUAUCUCUGUAGCAUUUGUGUCACAGAUGGUUCCAAGUCCGCUUGUCUUACAACAAUACAUUUAUUGUUCAAGCAGACAACAUUCCUUACUAGGAACUGCAAUUAAUGUGGAGAUAUAUGGUGAGAAAAAAACUAGAUGUACAUGUGUAAAAACUAUUUUCAUAAAUAAAGAGGAGGAUCUUUGUUCAGAAGAUAUAUCUGCCCACCCAGUAAUAAUAAUAUCUUCAGAACCAAGAUUAGGAACUCUGUCUCCCUGCUGUCAACAAACUGCAAGCCUAUAAUCUACCAUUUGCCAAAAAAUAAAGAGUAUUGUUUGCAAGUGAAUGGUAGUGGUUUUUAAGGAAACCCUACAGUUCCUAAGUGUGUGAUAAUGUUUUACCAGUUUUCUAGAUAAACAUUUGGGUUACAUUGUGUGACUGUGUUUCCAUAUAUAGACAUUGAUGGGUUUAGGGAUCUAAAGCUCUGCCUUCCACAUGGUAUUAAACGAAAGAAUUAAAUCUGGUCCUGUGUGGAUUACAAUUAGAGCUGGGCUUCUUAGGAAAAUGGUUGCUUCUCUGAAAACGUGAAUAUCUGAGUCUUCAUGAGGACAAACUCGGAACACUUUACAUUCUGAUUUGAGGUGGAGGGAGGGUGAAUAAAUCGUUUCUAUGUACUUCUUUUUCAUUCUGAGGUAAAACAAUUCACUGGUUCUUCUGUAAUUAAUUGAAGAAUUCUAAAAUGAUUAGAGCUUCGAUAUACGAGUAGUAGAAUUUUAAAAUGGCCUGAAUAUAUGCUAUAGAAAUAGUUCAAUUUGUGGUAAGCGCUCCAGAAACCCUGGAAAUGGUGCAUGUGACUCCAGAUGUGCGAUCCUGUUUGCACAAUAGAAGAAAAUAGAUUCAAAUUUAGAAAAUGGUUUUCUCAUAAUAAGAUUAGUGUGCUUUGUGAGUAGAGUACAUUUUUCUGAAUCUUGCAGGAACUUUUCAUUAAUUUCUUUGUUCGCUUUACAUGUGUUUUUUCUGUGUGCAAAGAGUUUUUGUUUGUUUUUUGUGUAUAAUGGCUACCUUGACCAGGAAUUAUUAUUCUUACAGAGAAGCCUUAUAUCCUGUGAUAAAGGUAUUAAUGUAUAUUUUGCUUCUUUGAUAGGGGAAGGGAUUCUUAUAUCCUCUGAUGCCAGUGAGCUUCUCAAUUUCAUAGACAAUCAAGGCCAAGUGCAUGUUAUUCAGAAAUACUUGGAGCACCCCAUGUUGCUGGAGCCUGGUCACCGGAAGUUUGAUAUCAGGUAAUCUCUUUAAUGCAUCUCAAGCUGGAACUAUUUAGUUUUGCUAGAUCUGCUGUUCCCAUGACAACUGCAUACUGUGCCUGUGUUAGUGAAGUAGUUAAAAUGCACCUGAAAACAGAAUAUUAUAUUAACUUAUGUAUAGAGGAAAUCAUAUCUUUUAAGGGCAGCGCCAGUGCAAGCAUUUUUGCUGCCCUAUUCAAAAACAAAUUUGCCGCCCCAUUUGCUUCACCCAAUCAUGCAGACUAACACACACGCUGAUUAAAGUAGACACACACUGACCAAUGCAAACUGACACACGCACUAACCCAUGUAGACUGACGCUCACUGGCCCAUAUACACACACUGAUCCAUGCAGAUACACACAUAUAGAGAGACACUGACCCAUGCAGACACACACAUAUAGAGAGACACUGACCCAUGCAGACACACACAUAUAGAGAUACACUGACCCAUGCAGACACACAGUGGCCCACUGACCUAUACAGAUACACAUACUGACCCAUACAGAUAUACACACUGACCCAUACAGACACACACACUGACCCAUACAGACACACACACUGACCCAUACAGACACACACACACACACUGACCCAUACAGCCACACUGACCCAUACAGACUGACAUACACAAACAUACUGACUGAAGCAGACUAACACACAUUCUCUGGCACACAUCUUGCCUUCAUUGCUGUUUCUUGCCUGCGCCUGGCUGCCAUAUUUUCUGUUAUGCUCCCUCCCACUUCUCCCCACGUACAAGGGAAGGGGCGGCCCCCGUCGCCACCAUGGAUGUCUAGGAGGGGGGUCCUGGCUGAGUGGGCUGAUGUGUAUGCCUCCGGACCGAUAUUCUACCGGGCGCUAGUGAGCAGCCGUGGCCAGCGGCCUGCUCAAAAUAAUCUAACUUGAUGGAGGGGCAACCGCAGCACAAACUACCGUUAACCCAGGGCAGGCGCCCUCUCUUAAGCAGUGCCCUAGGCAGACGCCUAAUUUGCCUAUAGGAAGCGCCGGCCCUGUAAGGGAUACUGUAAGCACUAAAAUAACUUUACCUUUAAGGAACACUCAGAGCAGCUUACCUAAUAGAGUGCACUGGUUUCCCCAAUGUAAGGAAUCAAACCAUUUAGUAACAGCUUGAGUUCUUAAAUGCCAUCCCCUGGACUACACUCCAUGGCUCCUAUCUGCCAGAAGGAGCUUCCAUUAGCUCUGUUUAGCUCAUUGCUGAUCACUCUCAGUCAAUGAAGAGAGCUUCCGGCAAAGAGGAGGUGUUACUACAUGGUUUCACGCCUAACACUAGGGUUGAGGGGUUACCAAGGCAUGUUUGGCAUCAUGACCACUAUAGUAUGCUGUCGUUUUUUAUGUUGAUUGAACUUUAAUCACACACAGGUGAAUGCUGCGUGCUCUGGUAGGCAAUUAAAGCAGGAGAUAAGAAAUUCUAAAUUAAACAUCCCGCAACAGACCUCUUUUUCCAGGAGUGUGUAGAGAGGCUGUGGGAAUCACAGCCAGGUGAGGGGUGCAUACAGUGUCCCUUUAAUCAUUUAAGGACCAAUGUCCGUUUACACUUUCAUAACAUUCAGUUAUGUUAGGAUCCUUUUCUAAACUGGAAUUUACCACUCAAUUUAAGCGUCCAUUUGUGAAAAAAUUACAAUAUUGAAUGAAAAAUGGAAAGUCACCGGAAACUUGUGUUGCCAUUUUGUAAUGUCAUGCUGUUUUCUUUUAACUGUAUAUUCAAUAUUUAGUCAUUGAGAUCACAGGUCAGUUCAAUCACAGCUAGGUCUCACAGUGCAUUACAGGAUGAGAACCAGAAAUAUUGUGUUAGCUUCUCCUCUUCCCCCUAAGCUCCCUCUAUUAUGACUGACAGAAGCAAGGGCACGGUUUAAACAAUGCUUGUCAGGGAGUCCGAAUGGCAGUACACUGUUACAAAAUAGUCAAAAACAACAACACAGAAACUAUUUGAAAUUAAUACGAAAAAAAAGAAAUUAAGUUGGUAAAAAGAUGGUAAUAGACAUUUUUUCCCAUUAUCUAGGAGCUGGGUUCUUGUAGACAAUCAAUACAACAUAUUUUUGUAUAAAGAGGGUGUGCUAAGGACCUCCUCUGAACCCUACAAUGACUCUGACUUCCAAGACAUGACCUCCCACUUGACCAAUCACUGCAUCCAGAAGGAACAUUCUAAAAACUAUGGACGGUAUGAGGAGGGAAACGAAAUGUUCUUUGAAGAGUUCAAUCAGUAUCUUGAGACGUCUCUAAAUACCAAUCUUGAAAAUGGCAUCUUAUGGCAGAUAAAACAAAUAAUAAGGUAAUUGUUUACUACUGACUCUGGUAUUGAAAAGCUGACAGGUAAAAAUAAAAAUUAAAUCUUACAUGUAUUCUUAUUAGUAAAAACAUUUGUAUAAAUACAAUGUAGAAUGUGCUCAGUCAAUUCAUAUGUAUACAAACGACGCCACUGCACAAAAUUACACCAUAAAUUGUUACCUUGAUAUGAAUAUCCUCUGUUUGUUUAUCCCACUUUUACCUUUCUCUUGUUAUGGUGCAUACACACCAAAUGUAUGUACUCACCUUGAAAACGCAAAAAUAAAGAAUUUUUUUUAAAAAUGUUGAAUGUGAAUAUUUAAACUUAGGUAAAUUGUAAGAAUUUGUUUAAAAACUGAAUAGUGUACCUUUUGCAUAAUGAUGAGGAUAAAAAGUUGCCAGGUGGCUAUUAGCAGCUGUGAGACUGGUUUCAUUCAUUAUUAGAAAUGAAGCACAUUAAGGCUUAUCACACUUAUGUGUGUGGUAUUGGUCGCCAUAGGUACUGGGUGUAUCCCUUAAAGCAUCACUGCCCUUAAUUGUGACCCUGUACUGGUUUGUAGAAUAGAGUCUCACUUGCUUUUUUUCAUUUCUUGCAUGAGAUCUGUCUAUUUGCAUUGACCAGUAUAUAAGAUGAUGUAGGACUCUCUUGUUCUUUGCCCACACAGAGUCUGUCUGACCUGCAUCGAACCUGCAAUUAGCACCAAGCACCUGUCCUACCACAGUUUCCAGCUGUUUGGUUUUGACUUUAUGGUUGAUAGGAAUCUGAAGGUCUGGCUGAUCGAAGUCAAUGGUGCCCCGGCCUGCGCUCAGUAAGCCAUCUGUUAAUUAUUAAUUUUAUAACAAGAGCAGCAAUGGUUAACACCGAACACAUAUAAUACAUUCUGACUAUAAAGCUAAAUCUGUAAUAUUUAUAUUUUUGAUUGUCCAAUUCUCCUCUCGUGAAUAUGUGAACUAAAUUUCCCAAUAUUUAAAAACACGUCUUAGUUGGGCAUGAAGUGCCUUCAGCUCUUCAGUUUUUUGGUUUUUUUAACUUGUCUCUACCUGUGUUUUUUUUCUAAUUUGAAACCCAUAAAUAAUGUAAUAUUUAAGGUACAUUUUUCUGCCGGCAUAUUUUUUCAAUUAGAAGUACAAUGGAUGUGCUUGCACUUUAUCUCCAACGUUUAUUCUACUUGAUACUCACGAACACAGUCACCAUGUGUGUACAACAGUAACCUGCAAGGGGGGUUGUUUAGUUACUAUGGCACUGAAUAUGUUUGCAAUCGACAUUUCAUGUGGUUGCUGAGUAUUAUAUCAUUUAAAUUCACGUUAAACCACAGUGCUAUGGUUAUCAAUCACUGCCCUGUGGUGUAUUAGCAAAUGUAUGUUAAAGGUUACUUUGGCUUGACAGACAUUUUAAUUGUUUUCUUCUUAUAGAAAAUUAUACUCCGAGCUUUGCCAAGGUAUUGUGGAUUUAGCCAUUUCCUAUGUCUUUCCAAUGGAUGACACUGUUCCGAAGCAGACCCCUGAGACAGCUUUCAUCAAGCUCUGAAGACAAUAUGCUAUCUAUGUACACACACACACAAGCUUGGCUGCUGCCUAUUUAUUGUCCGAGAACUAGAUUACAAAUAUUUCACUUUGUAUCAUGUCCAAAAAAGGAUAAAUGAACACAUUUUGGAAAAUGAUAUCUACUGCAAAAGACUCAAGGAUGACCCAAAGUGACAAUGCUUUGCUUAAUCAUGCCAAACAUUUUUUUGUUUUGAAUAUGAUUUUUUUACACUUAUUAUCAUUGUUUUUAUUAUUAUUAUUAUUAUUAUUAUUGUUGUUUUUUAUUUAUAGGUAGAAUGAAGGAAAUAUUUAGAAAAAAGUACACAGUGUUGUAAGAUGUGGAGACAGAAUGUGAAAUUCUUCAAUUUUCUGUCUUCAAACCAGUAAAGUUUUAUUGACAAGGUUUAGAGAGACUUGUCAUGCAUUUUAUGGUAGAGCCAUAUUCAUGUCCCUUUAUGUCUUUAAAUCUAUAUUGUAUGCUAGAAAAACAUCUCUAUAUAGCAGUUUGAUUAAUUGAAAUAUUUAUUAAUUACCAUACCAAUACCAUUAAUAUCCUAUUUGCUUGUGUGCCUAAAGGGACACUAUAGUUACCCCAGACCUUCAUUGAGAUGAAGUUAUUUGGGUGCAGUGUUCCUGUCCUUUUAAUCCUGCAAUAUAAAACAUUGCAAUUUUUUUAGAAAUGGCAAAGUUUACAUUGCUAGGUUCAGGGAUAGACAUGUGCAUGCCUUAUGCUAUAGUGUCCUUGUCAUGAUUUAAGUGACCGUGUUCUCUCCCUGCACAUCCCCCCUUGGGAAAGUAUUUAGAGGCUAGUGCGCAUGCACAUCAGAAUGCCACACUGCGGCAAUCAUAUGGACUCUACAUAACCAUGUGAUUUGAAGUUGCCAAGUUUAACUCUGCUAUUUCCAAGGAAGUGCCUUUAAACCCUGCAAUGUAUGGCAAUGUUUUAACUUGCUGGGUUAAAUGAAGGGGGCAUGGCACCCAGGCCACAUUAUUAAGAUGACGUGGUCUGGGUACCUAUAGUGUCCAUUCAAGUUCUACUGCAAGUUCUACUGCACAGACUGAGUAAAACCCUGCCCUGUGAUACAAAAGCCCAUAGGAAAGCAAUGGAUAAAUGCUUUCCUAUGGGGAAGCUGGAAUGCGCAUGUGCAUUAGGUAUCCAUUACUCCGUUAUGAGGAGGAUUGGAUUGGACCAUGCUGUAGGAUGCCCUGCCUCCUCUGUGUCAUCGCUGGAUCAGUGGUGAGCAUUGCCCUGGGGUUAUUUUUUCUAAACGUGGAAGGGGGAGGCAGAGGGGAUGAGGGGAGUCAAUAUAGAUCUAGGGACAGGGGCACUAUAGUGUUAGGAAUACAGGUUUAUAUUCCUAAUGUUAUAGUAUGCUUUUAAGCAUACAUACUUUGCUCAAGGGUUAAGUUGCAGAGGAUUCUGGGUUAGACUUCGGAUGAGAAAUGGAAGUGGCAUGGUAUAAUAAAUAUUUAAUUCACUCCAUAUCUAUACCUCUGCUAUACGUGUAGCUAGCACAAUACAUGAUAGGUAAAAUAAAUGGGGGCGUUUGAACAGGGCUCUUUCAUUUUGUACGUGGCAUAGUCCUUUUUCAGGAUCAUAAGUAAGUGUAUCAACUGUGAUGUCUGUCUUCAUGAAAAGGGAAGGUGUUGGAGAAUAACCUCUCUAGCUGCAUUAUAGUGCCUUAGAAUUUUAACUCUGAAUUUGCCUCCUUUUCUUCUUAAUAUCUCCUUUAGAAUUUGUUCUUGUUGAUAUUUAAUAUGAUCAGUUUUCUAAAGCAAGAGCUAACAGGCACAUUUGAUGCCCUUAUGUCAUGUGCUGAAUAACGUACCCCGCUUUGCAUUGAUGGUCACACCAAUGCUGUUCCUUGAAGUAAGUUUAUUUGCGAGGUGUUUACAAUCUCUUAAACAUUGUUGCUAAGAUGGAGCAGUUUUUCUUGCAGACACAUCCCUGCAGAAACAGACAUUCACCAGGAUGUUCAUAAAAAAACAACAACCCGCAAACAGUUGCAAAUAAAAUCAAACUGCCGGGCGUUAAUAGAAACAUUGUUAGCAACUUCCGACAGCCAAAAGGUCAAAGCUGCAUACUGCUGUGGCCUUUAGAUUAUUCUAUAUAAAACCAUCUGCAGAAUAAAAUAAUCGACUAUUUGGAGGCAGGUGCUAUUACUAACAAUAUUCCUUUUUGUUUUUAUUAUCAGUAUGAUAGAAUAUGUGUUGCAAGGAAAGUGAUGUUAUUCCCAAACUGCUGAAAACUUGUGGAUAUAUAUUUGUCACAAUAGCCAUUUAUUGUAACCAAUAACACUCUGAGAUAGCAUGGCAGCUGAAAGAAAGAAUCUUCACUCCCCUCACCAUAUCACUUUACUAUUUUAGAUUCACUCAUCAAUAAUAUAUUAAAGGAAUAGUCUAUGUUGAGAGAAAAAAAUAACUAGUUAUUUUUUUGUUUUUUACGCUAUAGUAUUAAGAUUAUUUUAUAGUCAUUAAAGGAACACUAUAGUGUCUGGAUUACAAACGUAGGUCCUUGACUCUAUUAGAUUGCUCUGAAAAAAAGCGAUUUAACUCACCUUUUAUGCCGCGGCUGACCCCACCUGUCUCCACUUCCCUGGCUGAGAACAUCAAACUUAAUGAUCUCAGCCAUUGCAGUGUUUUUCCAUAGAAAGCAUAUUGGAAGGCCAUGCUGCGCAGAUCAACAUUUCCUCAUAGAGAUGCAUUGAAUCAAUGCAUAUUUGUUGGGAACAUUCAGCGCCUCCAUGCAGAGCGUGGAUACAAUAAACGACAGAUUAGGACACCUCUCUAGUGGCUGUCUGAGUGACUGCCAAUAGAGGUGUUACUAGGCAGCAAUGUAAACACUGCCUUUUCCCUAUAAAGGCAGUGUUUACACUGAAAAGCUUGAAGGGGAUAUAGGCAGAUACCAUAGUGAUUGAAUGACGGCCACUAAAGUAGUGGGCAUUACAAAAUAUAAACAGUGCCAUUUCUCAGAAAUAACACUGGUUUUAUCUCCAAGUCUGCAGGGGCAUCAUCUAUGCCCCAGGAUAAGCGAUUUUGAUGCUUAGAUUUUUAUUUUCAAUGUAUUGCUUUUCUGCUUUAGCAUUCAGUAUUUUAUCUUGAAAAGUAUACAUGCAGAAAACAAAGCAUACUAUAUUUUUAGUACAUUCCCAAUGAAAAUAUUUACACAUUAAUGUUAGCGGGACAUAAUUGGAAAGGGGCUAAAUAUGUUGGAAUAUACUAAGAGGAAAAGUGACACUUCCCGAUUACUUUAAAAAAAAAAAAACUAAAAUAAACUUAAAAACAAUUUUGAACCCCCUUAAAAAAAGAUAAAUGUCAGAAAACGUUGAUAGAAAUCCUGCAUUGCAUGUACAAUUCACAUAAGAUGAGAAGAAAAAAAAUAAAACCUAAUGUAACUGGACCUAAAAUCCACAAUAUUGCCCACUUUUACAAUAUUUUAAAUAUUUUACACAUUCACAAAAUACUACAUACUGAAAAGUGUUUUAUACCUUGAAUCUGUGAUUCACACGUUCAUUAUACAGCAAAUGUAUCUCACAUUAUUGUAUGCACGGAAUAUUUGCAAAGCGAGCAGCUUUCUUGUUCACUGAGAAAGUGAAACCCUUGAACUGUUAAUAAGAUAUUUAUAAGAAGCCGUGUGUACUGGACAAACUUAAUGGAUUUAAUAACCUUUUUUUUUUUUUUUUUGUUUCCUACAUCCUGGCAAAGUUGACUUCACAAAGCCAACAUGCUGUGGUGUCAUAAUUUGUCCCCACUUUUCAAAAAACCUGUGCCAUUGAACUUCUGACACUGUCUACGCUGUGCAUUUUUCAGUAAGAUAAAUAUUUACAGGGUUAUUCACUACAGUGUGAAUUGUCCGGAAUUCACGGCAAAUUUCAGGAACAGCCAAUACAAUAUUUUGUGUGUCCAUUUUGGCCCAAAUAAAAUUGAAAAUUUGUGUUAAAUUCCUAAUAAUUAAUUUCUUUAAUAAUUAAAUGCCUAUAAGGAACACUUUCAUUCACUGAAUUCCCAGCAACAUUGAAUUCUCUCCUGUGAAUAUAUAUUCUUAUAGAAGAGAAUAGCAGGUUGCAAAUUUGAAUGUAUGGUUGAGUCACUCAUUAACAUGUUGAAUUUAUAAAUAAAAAGAAUGUAAUAAAAAUCACCAAAAUGAAUUUAAUACUGAAGUUCACAAGACACAUGAAAAAUAAACAUUAUCAUAACUUUAUUGUCUUUUUUUUUUCUUGAACUAUGUUUAUUUCAUGUAAUACAAUAUAAGUGUCUCUUUAAUAUAGUUGUGCACAUAAGUAUGUUCAGGUCAUGCAGACAUCUGACAUUAAAGUUUGAAAUGGUGAAUACAUGUUUUAAUAAAGAC
Messenger RNA from Pelobates cultripes (western spadefoot toad), 16437 nucleotides. The record is from the annotation of a GenBank genome assembly. Lineage: Eukaryota; Metazoa; Chordata; Amphibia; Anura; Pelobatidae.